AUGCAGAAUAUAAAUUCGGUGGGACAGAAAUCAGAAAUCUCGCCACAAUACAAAUUGGGAGUGAAUAUUAAUGGUCAAGAAGUAUCCAUGGAAAUUGACACUGGAAGUUCAGUAACAUUAAAUUCUAGUGAUUUUGAAAGAAUGGGUGGGGACACAAAUGUUUUGAAACUUGCUACAGUGGUACUUAAAAGUUAUACGGGAAAUGAAAUCAAGUGCUAUGGAGAAGACAACAUGAAAGUCAAAGUGGGAGAACAAGUAAGUGACAUAAAAAUUCGAGUGGUUGAAGGACCAUCACUACUAGGACGUGAUAUUAUGACUAAAUUUAGACUACCGUGGCACAACAUUUUCAGUAUUGUUCCUACCACUGCAGAGGAUAUUAUACAACAAUAUCCUGAACUGUUCGAUGAAAGAGGAGUAGGAAAACUGAAGGGGGUACAAGUGUCAUUAAGAGUAAAUGAUGAUAACCCUGUGUUUAUGAAACCCAGAGUGGUACCUUUUGCAAUUCGGAAAAAAUAUGAAGAAGCAUUAGAGAAACUAGUCCAGGGUGAUAUUAUUGAAAAAGUAGAGCACUCGGAGUGGGCUUCACCGACGGUUCCUGUGAUUAAGCCUGAUGGCAAUGUAAGGAUCUGUGGAGAUUAUUCUGGUACAAUUAACCAGGCAGCUACAUUAGAACAAUAUCCAGUACCUACAUUUGAAGAGUUACUAAGCAACCUUUCAGGGGGAACGAAAUUUACGAAACUUGAUCUUUCACAGGCAUACCAUCAAUUAGAACUCACCCCUGAAAGUAGGAAGUACACAACAAUAAAUACGCAUCAUGGGUUAUACCAGUACAAACGAUUAGUUUUGGGGGUAAACAGUGCGGUGUCCAUCUUCCAACGUACCAUAGAAAAUGUACUCAAAGGUCUUCCAGGAUGCUGCGUUCGGAUUGAUGAUAUUUUGGUAACAGGAAAAACUGAUGAGAUUCAUAUGGAGAAUUUGCAUCGUGUUCUGCAAAGAUUACUAGAUAGCGGGCUUAAACUCAAGCGUGAGAAAUUCCAUUUCAUGCUCGGGGAAGUUAUUUAUUUGGGAAUGUGAAUCUCGGAAGCCGGCAUUUCACCAACAGAGGAGAAAGUGCAAGCCAUCAAAGAUGCCGCCCCUCCGGCAAACGUUUCUGAGUUGCAAUCUUUUAUUGGUACAGCAAAUUUCCUGCGUAAGUUUGUGCGAGGGUUCGCAGAAAUUAUGACACCUUUGUACAAAUUACUUCGGAAAGGAACUCCAUGGAAAUGGAGUAAAACUAAACAGGAAGCAGUUACUACUAUCAAGUCGGCAUUGUGUUCGGAUUCUAUAUUAAGACAUUACGACCCAGCUGCUGAGUUGGUAUUCCAGUGUGAUGCAUCUUCUAUAGGAGUUGGAGCUGUACUGCUCCAGUCUGGUCAUGAUGGCGCAUUACAACCAGUAGCAUACGCUUUUAGAACUCUUAAUGCAGCUGAGAAAAAUUACGCUCAAAUUGAACGUGAAUCGUUAGCAAUUGUAUUUGGAGUUACAAAAUUCCGUCAGUAUUUACUUGGCAGACAUUUUAAACUCCUAACAGAUCAUAAACGGUCGAUAACCUUACUGGGGGAACAUAAGUCAGUUCCACAGUUAGCGUCGGCACGGAUUAAGAGAUGGUCCCUUCUUCUGGCAGCAUACAUGUACAACUACACGAUUGAGUUUUAUUUCUGGAAAAGAAAAUGUCUAUGCAGACUUUCUUUCAAGGAAACCUAUUAACAUACAACCAACUCCGGAGGAACAGGUAGAGGUUAGAGUCAUGUUUAUUGAAGGAGAACAAAUUGUUAAUUCCACAAUGGUUGCCAUGGAAACUAAGAAAGAUCCAGUCUUAAGUAAAGUACUAGAUUUUACGAAGAAUGGGUGGCCAGAAAAACCACAACCUGAAUUACAACCUUAUCAUACUAGGCGAUUAGAAUUAUCACAUGAAGAUGGAAUUUUGUUGUUGGACACUCGAGUUGUAAUUCCAGAAUCAUUACGCGAUAUUCUACUGAAGGAUUUACAUGCCGAACAUUUCGGAAUAGUGAAGAUGAAACAAUUGGCGCGUAAAUACCUAUGGUGGCCUAAACUUGACAAAGAAAUCGAAGAAACAGUUAAGUCUUGUAGGGCAUGUCAGGAAGAAGCCAAAUCACCAAAUGCAUCUCAACAAGGAUCAUGGUCUUGGCCUGGAGGCCCUUGGAAGCGUAUUCAUAUAGAUUACGCAGGUCCAUAUCUAGGGAAAAUGUUCUUAGUCGUUGUCGACGCCUAUUCCAAGUAUCUUGAGAUUGUCCCAAUGUCUAAUGCUACUUCAACUACGACCAUAACAGCUUUACGACAUAUUUUCAGCAAUUUUGGACUACCUCAACUCAUUGUUUCAGAUAAUGGUAGCCAAUUUACCAGUGAGGAGUUUCAGAAAUUUCUGAACGAUAACAAUAUUCAACAUACUACUCAUUCCGCUGCGUUGUUUGUUUGUCAAUGUUUAAUGUGGUAG
Molecule: messenger RNA, 2494 nt
Organism: Paramuricea clavata
Lineage: Eukaryota; Metazoa; Cnidaria; Anthozoa; Malacalcyonacea; Plexauridae
Source: the annotation of a GenBank genome assembly